CUGAGUGUUGUUUGUAUUCUCCUUAUUAUGGCAGGAAAUGAGUGAUUAAAAGUGUAAAUUAAUGACAAGUGGAGUUGUUUUUGUUCACAGGUGAGGCUCUCUCAUGGAGGCAGUGUGUGAGCAGGUCCAUGGAGGUGAAGAAGAGGAGGCAGGAGAGCAUGAAGCCAUGCUGUGGUCCCUCAUGGAGGCAGUGGAGAGGCAGACCCUGCAGAUAGGAGCAUCAGCCUGCGGGGCCACAGCUGUGGUGGACGUGCUGAAGGUCCUGGGUGUGGAUGUGGCCCCUGAGGAAGCAGACCUCUGCGUCCAGACCCGGCUGAGGAGGACCCAGUCCCCCCUGCCAGACUACCUGCUCUCCCGCAGUGAAGCAGGUGCGACCUACUCUCAGCUCAUCCAAGGAGCAAAAGAGGCCAGUAAGGGGAAGGUCGCAGGUCGCUUCUUCCCCUUUUACCCUCGGCGGCAGGUCCGACUGAUCCCCUGGCUUGCACGCUGGAUCCGAAACGGAGCCGUUCCCGUGGCGACCAUGAACAUGCAGCUGGCCGUGCCCGAGGGAGAGGAGGUGCCGGACGCCUGGCACCAUCAGCUCAUAUUUGGCGUCGCACCCAAUACUGUUUUUAUGACUAAUCCUUUAGAUGUAGAAUGUGAAGAAGAGGUGCACCAGAGAAUCUGCAGUGAAUCUGUGUUGCUGAUUCGUCGAGAAGAUGUCCUGCAGAGACUGACGCCAGAUUGCUGUCUGUCCAGUUUAUCAGAGAGUCAGUCCGAGCCGCAGUGGAAAGCCCUGGAUAUCGAGGGUCAAGUGAGGCAGAUGGCCCUCGAAGAGGAACAGGAACCAGAUCGACCCAAGUUAACGCACAUCACCAUCCCGACAGUCCACAGCUCAGGAAUCACACUGUUCGCCCUGCGAGAGUCACCGCUAGGACAAGAACUGCUCAAUGCCCCUGAACUCCCUCUGCUGUGACGGUGCUGCCUACUCACGGACUUGGAAGACUUAUUUAUUGUGACAUGAAAAUAUUGAUCCAAGUGUUUAGGGUUUAGGGUUCAUCAGAUAUGCUCCCUGCUGAAGUGAUACGACUGGAAGAGAGAUACAAAGUAAGAGAGAGUGAGCUUCAACAAAACACGUGAUAUUUUAUCUGUACUGAUGACGGAGCUGUUGCACAUAAACAUAUGAACCAUAUAAACGUUUGCACAGUCAGAGAAUGUAUUACAAAUGUUUGCUAGUCCUAUAAAGGGACUAUAAAACAGUGCACAACAAAAAACUUGUUGGUUUUCUAACCUAAACACUGUCAUCCAUGUUUCUGUGAUUGAUUCUUACCGGGGAUUAUUAACAGUUUCUUUUAAAUUCAUCACCUGAAUUAAGUUUGUUUCAAAUAAUGAGAGGAGCACUCAUGCAAGCUGGCUGUCUUUUUUUUUUACUCCUGCAUUGACCAUUAUAACUCAUUGUGCCAAAGCUUUCCCUCAUCUGCUCCUUGCUGCAUCAGGCCCCCUAAACUAGAGAUCAGAUCCCAUCAGUCCCUAUUUGGCCACUUCACACCAUCUUGCAGUCAACUUUAGGAUUGACUUUCAGAACAUAUUGAUUUCUCUCAAAGCAGUAAAUGGCAGAGCUCCAGCUUAUAUUUCAGCGCUGUAAAUCCUGAUGGUCAAAAGCUUAUAUAAGCAGACUAAACUCAUCUGAUUGCUCCAAAGCGAUAGUUAGCUCUGAAGGUGGUAGUGACUGCAGCCAGGGUACUUGGAUGUUGGCACAAUUAAAGAAUAUCCAUCAGUUUUC
Messenger RNA from Anoplopoma fimbria (sablefish), 1762 nucleotides. RefSeq lists its product as uncharacterized. The coding region runs from base 104 to 955 and encodes 283 amino acids. The transcript is spliced from 4 exons. The record is from RefSeq and is a predicted model, not a curated record. Lineage: Eukaryota; Metazoa; Chordata; Actinopteri; Perciformes; Anoplopomatidae.